AUGACUGCCAAAGAUCAUCCAUCAUUGUGGGGCUUUGGAACAACAAAAACAUUUAAAAUUCCCAUUGAACAUUUGGAUUUUAAGUAUAUCGAAAAAUGUUCAGACGUUAAACACCUGGAAAAAAUUCUUUGUGUGCUCAGAUCUGGUGAAGAAGGAUUUUAUCCAGAACUUACAGAAUUUUGUGAAAAGCGCCUUCAAGGCUUGGCUCCUACAAGCCGAGCUUUGAGGAAAGAUAAACCAGCAGCUACGGCCUCCAGUUUUACAGCAGAAGAAUGGGAAAAAAUUGAUGGUGACAUAAAGAGUUGGGUAUCAGAAAUUAAAAAAGAAGAAAAUAAAAUGCACUUCUAUGAAACUGAAACAUUUCCAGCAAUGGAAGGUAAUUUGCCUCCAGUCCGUGGUUCAAAUGGCUGUCUUCAUGUUGGCAAGGAAAAAUAUUCUAAAAGUAGACCAGCUAAAAAGAAAAUUCCAAGGGAUUAUGCAGAAUGGGAUAAAUUUGAUGUGGAAAAGGAAUGUUUAAAAAUUGAUGACGAUUACAAAGACAAGACUGUAAUAGACAACAAGUCACAUUUGUCUAAAAUUGAGCUAAGAAUAGACACAUCAGGUCUAACUGAGAAGGAAAAGGAUUUUCUUGCUGCUCGUGAAAAAGAAAAAGGAAAUGAAGCUUUCAAUUCAGGAGAUUAUGAAGAGGCAGUAAUGUAUUAUACCAGGAGCAUAUCAGCGUUUCCUACUGUAGCUGCCUAUAACAAUCGAGCUCAAGCAGAAAUCAAAUUACAGAACUGGAAUAGUGCUUUUCAAGACUGUGAAAAGGUCUUGGAGUUAGAACCUGGAAACGUAAAGGCUCUUCUGCGCCGAGCCACCACAUAUAAACAUCAAAACAAGCUUCAGGAAGCCAUAGAAGAUUUGAGUAAAGUGCUGGACGCUGAGCCUGAUAAUGAUUUGGCUAAGAAAAUCUUAUCAGAGGUUGAGAGAGAUCUGAAAAAUUCUGAACCUGCAUCCAAGACUCAAACCAAAGGGAAAAGGAUGGUUAUUCAGGAAGUAGAAAACUCUGAAGAUGAAGAUACAAAGGACGGUGGGGGACAACAUGAAGACGGCAGCGGAGAUAAGAGUAAAAUGCUUUUUCUAUUUUGGUUAUAUGAAAAACUGCUUUUUUAUGUGAUGAACUGUCCUUUGGGCGCCGUCAGGGUAUUCACCGAGCUUCCGUAUCUCCGCUCCUGCAUUCAUUCAUUCCCAAGCCGUAAGCGGCGAGGGCAGCCGGCCUUCUGUCGGGCCACGCGGCAGAGCCAGGGCAACGAGCUGUUCAAAAGCGGGCAGUUCGCCGAGGCGGCCGGCAAGUACUCGGCGGCCAUCGCGCAGCUGGAGCCCGCAGGAAGUGAAAGUGCUGAUGAUCUAAGUAUCUUAUAUUCAAAUAGAGCAGCAUGUUACCUAAAAGAAGGAAACUGCAGUGGCUGCAUUCAAGAUUGUAACAGGGCUCUGGAACUUCAUCCAUUCUCAAUGAAACCUCUUUUGCGACGAGCAAUGGCCUAUGAGACUUUGGAGCAGUAUGGGAAAGCUUACGUGGAUUAUAAAACAGUGUUGCUGAUAGACUGUGGAGUCCAGCUAGCAAAUGACAGUAUUAACAGAAUAACAAGAAUUUUAAUGGAGCUGGAUGGACCAAACUGGCGGGAGAAGCUGUCACCCAUUCCUGCUGUGCCCACUUCUGCGCCACUGGGAGCUUGGUGUCCUGCAGCAGAGACAGCCUCAAACCAAGAAAGAGAUUCCAGCAGCCAUCACCAGCUGGGCCUCACAGAUGAAAACAUGUUUAAAAUCCUUAAAGAAGAAGGAAAUCAAUGUGUAAAGAACACAAAUUAUGAAGGUGCCAUUAGUAAAUACAGUGAAUGCUUGAAGAUUAACAACAAGGAAUGUGCUAUAUAUACUAAUAGAGCUCUCUGUUACUUGAAGCUGUGCCAGUUUGAGGAGGCAAAGCAAGACUGUGACCAGGCACUGCGGAUAGAUGAUGGGAAUAUGAAGGCACUCUAUCGACGGGCCCUGGCUUACAAAGGACUCAAGAAUUAUCAGAAAAGCUUAACUGAUCUCAAAAAAGUUCUCCUACUAGACCCAAGUAUUGCUGAAGCAAAGAUGGAACUGGAAGAGAUAACCAGAUUCCUUAAUAAUAAGGAUGAUACCUCAUCAUUCAACAAAGAAAAGGAGAGAAGGAAAAUUGAGAUUCAAGAGGUGAAGGAAAGCAAUGAAGAGGGGCCUGAAAGAUCUUCAGAGGCGGUCUCCGCUGCCUGCCUUGCUUCUGAGAAGCAAGACAAAAGCAACUGGCCACUAGAAUGCCUUGAAAAGCUUCAGAUCUCCAAGCCUAAUAAUGCCUACGAAUUUGGUCAGGUUAUAAAUGCUAUCAGUACUAAGAAAGAUGAAGAAGCCUGUGCACAUCUUUUAGCCAUCACCGCACCAGAAGAUUUGCCAGUGUUGUUGAGUAACAAACUUGAAGGGGAUACAUUCCUCCUCCUCAUUCAGACUCUGAGAAAUAAUCUUACUACUAAAGAUCCUUCAUUGGUAUAUCAGCAUCUUUUAUAUCUGAGUAAAGCAGAAAGGUUUAAGAUGAUGCUGACGCUAAUAAGCAAGGACCAAAAGAAGCAAAUUGAACAGCUAUUUGAUGACCUUUCAGAAACACCAAACAACCAUUUUACUUUAGAAGAUGUACAGGCCCUAAAAAGGCAGUACGAGCUUUAA
This is a messenger RNA of Otolemur garnettii (small-eared galago), 2715 nucleotides long. It is a transcript of the gene SPAG1, whose product is annotated as sperm associated antigen 1. Gene Ontology annotation, cellular component: mitochondrion; cytosol. The record is from RefSeq and is a predicted model, not a curated record. Gene Ontology annotation, molecular function: heat shock protein binding. Bases 1 to 2715 code for a protein of 904 amino acids. Lineage: Eukaryota; Metazoa; Chordata; Mammalia; Primates; Galagidae. The transcript has 19 exons.